Trichomonas vaginalis G3 is the source of this 609-nucleotide messenger RNA. Its product is annotated as RNA binding. The transcript has a single exon. Gene Ontology annotation, molecular function: RNA binding. The coding region runs from base 1 to 609 and encodes 202 amino acids. Lineage: Eukaryota; Parabasalia; Trichomonadida; Trichomonadidae. The record is from RefSeq and is a predicted model, not a curated record.
AUGUACACACUCUUCGUAAGACCAAUUAACCAUGUUAGCAAGGAGUUCCUACUUUCAAGGUUUAGUGAAUAUGGUGAAGUAAAAGAUUUAUACAUUCCAAAAGACUUCAAAUCAGGCCGCAGAAGAACAAUUGCAUAUGUCAAAUACGAUGACAAAGUAGAAGCUUCAAAAGCUAUAGAAGGACUUAAUGGAAAGGAAAUUAAUGGGAAAGAGAUAUAUGUUAGCUGGUCAUCUGAAAAACAAAAAACUCCAGAUGAAAUGGAAGCAGCAAAAGCUCAAAGACAACUUGAAAGGCAAGAAAAUCCGAAACCUCCGAAGUAUACACCAGAAGAGCAUGAGCUUUAUCUUAAGAAGAAACAUUUCGCUGAAGGAGAAUUUCAUGAAAAAUACUUCACAGCAGUUGACUAUCCAUUGGGUGUUGGCGAAGAAUAUACACCAGUCUUCCAGCGUGGAUUAAAGCCAAUUGGUGAGAGAAAAACAUUCUUUACUUGGCAAUUUAUCCCAGAGGAUAAAAUACAGAUGAUAAUAGAACAAGAAAUACUGCGCUCAAAGGAAGGAAAGAAACCAACAGAAGAAAAAACAGAACAACCAGAAGAACCACAGGUUUGA